CCCCAUGGUGUUUGAGAUUGGUUUUGAGUGUUUGGCAGGUUAAAUUUAGCCUAUUGAUGUAAGCUGCAUUCCAUUCACAACAGACACAGAGACACACUCACAGUUUGGCUUUAGUGUCCAGGAGUGUGAAGAUCAGGGAAGAUCAAACUACCUACUGUAGGUUGACCCCUGAGCCUCCGCGUCUCCCCUUCAAGGAUACAGGUCGCACACUAGGGACACCAUCACAGAAGCGUGUGUUUCCAAUCUUGCCAAAGCCACAAUGUCACAAUUCUGUACAAUGCCUACUGGAGAGAGGAAGAAGCGUGCAGCAGCUAUUUGCCGAGAGGUCCAUGGUACCAAUGGGGACGUAAUGGAUCUCGGAAAGAAGCUCAGCAUUCCUAAAGACAUUAUGUUGGAGGAGUUAUCAUUGCUUUCCAACAGAGGUUCCCGGCUUUUCAAAAUGCGCCAGAGGAGAUCUGAAAAAUAUACAUUUGAAAGUAUCCAAAAUGAGGCAAAUGCACAGCUGAAUAAUGAUAUUUUAUCUAAGAAUAUACACACUGUGGAAAUUAAAGUGGAUGCACCAGCUGAUGGAAAUACUGCUAAUCCAGAAAUCACUGUUUCAGACACGACUGCAGAGAACGCCACAGCUAUGCCCAAGUCCUACCACUCCCCAUGGGAUCAGGCAAUCCUCAGUGACCCUGACCUCGCAGAAACUCUCAAACUGACAAUGUCAGCACCAGACCGACAACCAGACCUUCCUGAGUACAAAAGCUUUAACCGGGUUGCCACUCCUUUUGGUGGCUUUGACAAAGCUCCCAGAGGAAUCACAUUCAAGCUCCCCGAGGUGGACCUGAACCCACCCAUGUAUCCAGAUCUGCAGGAGCCGGGGAUAAAGCGACCCACUUUCAACAGGACGGCCCAGGGGUGGAUAUCUGAGGGCACCCAUCUUAUCCUACCCACUGUUAUCCUGGAGCCCAACAAAAUUCCAGAGUCUGAUGACCUGUAGAUGGUCUUACUGUAUAUUAUGUGGCAACAAAACAGUCGUUUAGUAGCGCAGUCACAA
Messenger RNA from Perca flavescens (yellow perch), 1042 nucleotides. RefSeq names its product myozenin 2b (gene myoz2b). The coding region runs from base 260 to 985 and encodes 241 amino acids. The record is from RefSeq and is a predicted model, not a curated record. The transcript has 6 exons. Gene Ontology annotation, cellular component: Z disc; actin cytoskeleton. Lineage: Eukaryota; Metazoa; Chordata; Actinopteri; Perciformes; Percidae. Gene Ontology annotation, molecular function: FATZ binding; actin binding; telethonin binding.